This is a messenger RNA of Chanos chanos (milkfish), 4779 nucleotides long. RefSeq names its product UDP-glucose:glycoprotein glucosyltransferase 2-like. Lineage: Eukaryota; Metazoa; Chordata; Actinopteri; Gonorynchiformes; Chanidae. The transcript is spliced from 40 exons. The record is from RefSeq and is a predicted model, not a curated record. The coding region runs from base 33 to 4607 and encodes 1524 amino acids. Gene Ontology annotation, biological process: ERAD pathway. Gene Ontology annotation, molecular function: UDP-glucose:glycoprotein glucosyltransferase activity. Gene Ontology annotation, cellular component: endoplasmic reticulum.
UGGCGGCCACCAGUGAUACCGGGCGUCAGGCUAUGAGGACUGUGUGUCUUAUGCUGCUCCUACUGAAGCUUCAGUAUGUACACGCGGCGUCCAAGGGUGUCACAGCCAGUCUUCAGGCCAAAUGGUCGAUGACCCCGCAUCUUCUGGAGACCAGUGAGUUCAUUGCAGAAGAUGGUGAUGAAAAAUUUUGGCAGUUUGUUGAAACUGUCAAAGAACUGACAGUGUACAAAAAUGGAGAGUCUGUGCGGUCCUAUUAUAACCUGAUCAUUAAGAAGGCCGGUCAGUUUUUGACUGAUCUCCAGGUUAGCCUCCUCAGACUAGCGCUGUCGCUCAGAGCCUACUCCCCUGCCGUUCACGCGUUUCAACAGAUCGCGAGCGAUGAGCCGCCACCGGAAAACUGCUCUGCUUUUGCCUCCGUCCACGGCCAACAAACCUGCAGCACCAAGGAGAUGAAGAAGCUCCUGAAGACAGCUACAGGCAGGCCAAAGCCAUAUCUGUAUAAGAUUGAUCACAAGUUCCCUGGGGCCAAUAUGACGGCUCUCCCUGUGGUUAUUCUAUAUGCUGAAAUUGGCACCAAAAAGUUCAGCUCCUUCCAUAAGGUGUUGUCAGAGAGGGCUGCAGAGGGCAAGCUGGUCUAUGUACUGAGACACUAUGUGGCAGAGCCAAAGAGGAGAAGGAUGCUGUUGUCUGGCUAUGGUGUUGAACUGGCUAUUAAAAGCACUGAGUACACCGCUGUGGAUGACACAGAAGUGAAAGAUUCAAAUUCAACAGUGGCCGGUGAGGAUGACGAAGAUGAAGAUGUCCAAGGCUUUUUCUUUGGAACCUUGAAGAAAUCUCACCCAGAGCUGCAGCAGCAGUUGGCUGAGCUGAAGAAGCACCUGCUGGAGAGCACAAACGACAUGGCUCCCCUCAAAGUGUGGGAACUGCAAGACCUUAGUUUCCAGGCUGCAGCCAGGAUCAUGUCUGUACCAAAGUUUGACUCCCUCAAGUUGUUACGAGAUUUGAGCCAAAACUUCCCGAGUAAAGCCAGAUCACUGACAAAAGUGGCCGUAAACCAAGAAAUGAGAAAAGAGAUUGAGGAAAACCAAAAGCGUCUGAGUGACUCAAUGGGACUCCACCCUGGAGACGCCAACCUCUUCAUUAAUGGCCUUCACAUUGACCUGGAUGUACACGACCCCUUCAGUAUUCUGGAGGUGAUCCGUAGCGAGGCAAAGGUCCUGGAAGGCCUGCAUAAUCUGGGCGUCACCGGGGACAGCCAGGCUAAAAUGCUGCGACUGCCCGUUCAUCCCGUGGAUGACAGCUACGCCCUGGACAUUCGACAUUCUGCCAUAGUGUGGGUGAAUGACAUUGAGAGAGACUCCAUGUAUCAGAACUGGCCCUCCGGCCUGCAGGAGCUCCUCAGAGCCACCUUCCCCGGAGUGAUUCGGCAAAUCCGGAGGAACCUCUUCAAUCUGGUGCUGUUUGUUGAUCCAACAAGUGAAGAAGCCAUAGAGCUGGUGAAGCUAGCCGAGCUGUUUUACAAACAUAAGGUCCCUCUGAGGAUUGGCUUUGUGUUUGUGGUUAAUACGGAUGAAAAAGUGGACGGAUUUUUGGAUGCUGGCGUUGCUUUCUUCAGGGUGUUUAACUACAUUGCGGAAGAGUAUGACGUAGCCCAAGCUUUCCUUUCAAUGGUGUCUAUGUAUAACAAAGUGGAUAUUGGAGACACGUUGACUGUGGAUACAGUGACAGCAUAUCUGAAGAGGAAAUUUCCCAAAGCUAGCACUGCCGGAAUUCUUGGAGUGGACUCCAGCUACGAUGACAAACGGAAGGCUGGGGGAGUGUUCUACCGUAAGAGCGGCCUGGGGCCCCUCCCGUUAGCUCUCUUUAACGGCGUUCCCCUCAGUAGAGAGGAGAUGGAUCCAGAAGAACUGGAGACCAUCCUUCUCCAGAGGAUCAUGGAUGCUACAAACUUCUUUCAGAGAGCCGUCUUUAUGGGCGAGAUUUCCGAGCAUGCGGAUGUACUGGACUUCCUAAUGGACCAGUCCAACGUGGUUCCACGCAUUAACCCCACAAUACUUAACACCGAGAGGAGAUAUCUCGACUUCACUUCCACCCCAGUCGUGGACGAUUGGCAAGACGCAACCGUGUUUUCGUAUUUGGACAACAGGGACAAGACGGCAGUCGUUUCUAAGAAAAUGAAGUAUCUGACCAAGAACGAUGAGGAGGUGGUUUAUGCCGUGACCGUUUGGGUUGUUGCUGAUGGUGAGGAGGCAGCUGGGAGGGAACUGCUGUUGAACGCGGUGAAACAUAUGAGAUCCAGCUCCAGCAGUCGUGUUGGGGUAAUCUGUAAUCCUCGUGGAAAACCUACAGAGGAGAACACAGUCCUGUGCAGGGCUAUCUGGGCCUCUCUCCUCACCCAGAGGAGCAAACACGCGUUUGACUUUGUCCAGAAGAUACUCAAAGAGGAGAACGUGCAGCUCCUCAAACAGGGAACCAAGAUGAAGGACCUGACCAUAAAGGGCAUGGAUCAAGAUGCCUUUGAGAAGAAGUUCAACACUCUGGAGGUGGAUUUUCUGCGUAGCCAACAGAAGUUCUGUCAGGAGGUUCUGAAGCUGGCACCAGGACAGAGGGCGGUCGUCAGCAACGGCAGGGUCCUCGGACCCUUUAAGGAGGAGGAGGUCUUCAAUGUGGAGGAUUUCCAUUUGCUGGAGAAAAUUACGCUGCGUACCUCAGCUGAGAAAAUCAAAGCCAAAGUCACCCUGAAAGGAAAAAAGUACCUAGAAGUGGCCAGUGAUCUGAUCAUGAAAGUGGACGCUCUCCUCAUGGCUGCUCCCAAAGGGGAGGCCAGGAAAGACUUCAGGUUUCCAAAGGACAAACACAGUGUUCUCCAGCUUUCCCCACAAGAGGACAAAGUUUUCUACGACGUGGUUGCCAUGGUGGACCCUCUGUCGAGAGAAGCCCAGAAGAUGUCUUCCUUACUGAUUGUGCUCGGUCAGGUGGUCAACAUGAAACUGCAGGUCUUCAUGAACUGCAGGGCCAAGCUGUCAGAGAUGCCCCUGAAGAGUUUUUACCGCUUUGUGCUGGAGCCAGAUGUCUCCUUCCUGGGCAAUGAUUCGCUGUCUCCUGGACCAAUGGCUCGCUUCACAGACAUCCCAGAAUCCCCUCUGCUAACACUCAACAUGAUCACGCCAGAGAGCUGGAUGGUGGAGUCUGUCCGGAGUCCCUACGACUUAGAUAACAUCCACCUAAAAGAGGUGAACGGUGUGGUGAAGGCAGAGUAUGAACUGGAGUACCUGUUGUUGGAAGGACACUGUUUUGACCUGUCGACCAGUCAGCCUCCGCGCGGGCUCCAGUUUACACUGGGAAUGAGUCAAAACCCCCUGAUGCAGGACACUAUCGUCAUGGCCAACCUGGGAUAUUUCCAGCUGAAGGCCAACCCAGGAGCCUGGAUCCUCCGGCUACGUGAUGGACGAUCGGAGGAGAUUUAUCAGAUACAAGCACACGACGGGACGGACUCUCCAGCUGACGCCAAAGACGUGAUUGUAGUUCUGAACAGCUUUCACAGCAAGAUCAUCAAAGUCCGAGUACAGAAAAGACCAGAGAAACUGAAUGAAGACCUUCUCAGUGAAGCCACUGAAAGCAAAGGAUUGUGGGAUUCCAUAACCAGUAUCACAGGAAGUUCGAGUGUGGAAGACGGGGAGAAGAAGGAGGAUGUGCUGAAUAUCUUCUCUGUCGCCUCUGGACACUUGUAUGAGCGUUUCCUCAGAAUAAUGAUGCUCUCUGUGCUCCAACACACAAAGACUCCAGUAAAGUUUUGGUUCCUCAAGAACUACCUCUCUCCCUCCUUCAAGGAGACCAUUCCUCGUAUGGCCGAGGCGUAUGGUUUCCAGUAUGAACUGGUCCAGUAUAAAUGGCCACGCUGGCUCCAUCAGCAGACCGAGAAGCAACGCAUCAUCUGGGGCUAUAAGAUCCUCUUCCUGGACGUGCUCUUUCCCUUGGCUGUCGACAAGAUCAUCUUCGUUGAUGCUGAUCAGAUUGUUCGGGCAGAUUUGAAGGAGCUGAGGGACUUGGACCUGCAGGGCGCCCCCUACGGGUACACGCCGUUCUGCGACAGUCGGAAAGAGAUGGAGGGAUACCGCUUCUGGAAAACAGGCUACUGGGCCUCCCAUCUCGGCCACAGGAAGUAUCAUAUCAGUGCGUUGUAUGUGGUGGAUCUGAAGCGGUUUAGGAAGAUAGCGGCUGGAGACAGACUGCGGGGGCAGUACCAAGCUUUGAGCCAAGACCCCAACAGUCUCUCCAAUCUGGACCAGGACCUCCCCAACAACAUGAUCCACCAGGUGGCGAUAAAAUCCCUGCCCCAGGACUGGCUGUGGUGUGAAACGUGGUGUGAUGAUACCUCCAAAGCCACCGCCAAGACCAUCGACCUGUGUAAUAACCCUAAGACCAAGGAGCCUAAGCUGAAGGCGGCAGUGAGGAUUGUGUCUGAGUGGUCCAGGUAUGACAGUGAGGUGAAACAGUUCCUCAGACGCGUUCAGGAGAAUCAGACGAAAACACCGCAUUCAAGCCCAUCCACUGCCCCACCACAGCCUACAGGCCAACAUUUAGACAGUCAGCAUGAUGAACUUUAGCCCGAGCUGGAGUGCAUGACACAGAGGAGAGAAGAGAGUGAUAUCUGUGCUUUAUCCUCCUGUGUGAGGUGUGCUGCCUUGGGCUGUACAGGGAUGAACAUUGGCUACAGAUUACUACAGAGGAAAAGACACUACAUCUCAACCGUCUCAGAUGAAGACUGUGACUGAGAGA